Molecule: messenger RNA, 1866 nt
Organism: Cloeon dipterum
Lineage: Eukaryota; Metazoa; Arthropoda; Insecta; Ephemeroptera; Baetidae
Product: E3 ubiquitin-protein ligase TRAIP-like
Exons: 6
Coding region: 38-1258 (406 amino acids)
Biological process (GO): protein ubiquitination; replication fork processing
Cellular component (GO): site of DNA damage; nucleus
Molecular function (GO): ubiquitin protein ligase activity
Source: RefSeq, a predicted model, not a curated record
AAUUUUAAAAGAACAGGCCAACUUUCUUUCCAUAAAAAUGGUGUUCUCGUGCUCCAUUUGUCUAUCAUUCUUUGAUGCCUCCUCAGACAUUUUUUGUCUACCGUGUGGCCACAUUUAUCAUAUGACCUGCACCAUGCAGUGGUUCGAAAGAACGCAGUCUUGCCCUCAGUGCCGCAAGCCGACCACCGAGAAGAAAUGCAUCAAAAUAUUUCCCCACUCAAGCGAACAAGGGACGCAACAGGACCCAAGUCAACUCAUGCAGACCAUCGAUGGCUUGAAUUUGGAGAUUCGCAAGCUGACCAAAUUGAAUCACGAAAACCAAGCUGCCCUCAACAUGCUGAACUCAGUUAACCAAGAAUUAGAGUCUAACAAAGAGGAGGCGAGUGCUGAGAUAAGUCGGCUGAUGAGCCACAACACUCUUCUCAAGAAGCAGGUGAAGCUGCUGAAGAAUGUUGAAAAUGAGCUCCAGGUCGCUAGGACAGCAAAGGAAAAGGCUGAGAAAGACCUCUUGGUCUGGAAAAACGUGUCCAAGGUUGUGGAUGGGACAUUUUCGGAGGCUGAUGAGGCUCUGAAGGAAAGUGCCAACUGCUCCGACAUCAACUCUGUGCUCACCAUGUGCCGCAGUUUGAAAAGGGAGCUGGUCACCUUUAAAUCCAGAGUGUUACUCCUGAAGAGAAGUGUCGAGCAGGAGAAGAUGAACGGCAAGCGGCAGGUGGCUGAACUGGAAAAGCAGCACAAGAUUGAGGUGGAGCUGCUCAACAACCACAUGAGUAACCUUGAGCACGAGAUCUUGCAGCUGAACAAAAGGCAAAAGGAGAAGGAAGCUAAGGCAGAGAGGGACUACCUGAUGUGCGACCAGUUCCUCUCCAACCUUGAAGGCAGUCAGAAGAGCAUCUUGGACUCAACACCACCGGGCAGCAGCCAAAACAGUAGCCGUGGCGCCAUCCUGAAGCCCUCGACUAGCAGCACCCUGAAGCCUUCUACUAGCAGCACCCUGAAGCCCUCGACUAGCAGCACCCUGAAGGUGUCCAACAGCAACAAGAUGAAGGUGGCGCUGCGCAAGCCUGGCGACAUCUUUGGCGUGUCGCGGCUCAGCGGCGGCUCUGGACAGACUGGACUGAUGAAACGGAUGUACGAGAAUGCGGCCAAACUUCCCGACAACAUGACUUACGAUGGCUUUGGCAGGACUGUCAGGGCCGAGAGUUGCUUCAAGAGCAGGCCAUCCACCUCGACAAUGCCAAAGAGGCCCAAAUGCUGAGGAAGAAAAGGCCAGAUUAAUUUUUGUCCAUUGUUACUUAUAGCUGUUAGACAGCGCUACACAGUCUGAUUCUGUCUUUUCCAUUAGGCCAUUGGCCCUGGUUUGCAAAUUUUAUGCAGUGAAUUUGAGUCGCACUGUAAACUUUACUUUGUGGGCUUCGUGGAUAGCUGCAAAUGGUUGAUCAAUUUUGAUUUUAAUUGCUUAUAAAAAUAAGUCUAAUAUGAUGAAAUUAUCUGAGAUGAGACGAAAUUUUUAAAUCUCUUAAAACUCAUCUUUGUCUAACUUCGCAGGUUUGCUAUUUUUAAUUCGAAGACAAAUAAUGUGUGUUUAGUCCAUGUAAUCAGUGAGACUAGUUGAUAAGCCCUUGAAGACUGUUAAUUUAAUCCUAUUUUUGUACACGCAAGCUAUUUAUGUAUCCGUGCCUUGCUGGAAAAAACACUUCUUUCAUAAAUAAAGAUAAAUUCAAUUCACGUCACUCAAAAAACUGGAUGAAAGACCAAAUUAAUUCAUUUGUUGUUGCAGCUUGGCUUGAGAUUAUAUUUUCAAAUAAUUUUGUAAUGCUCCACAGUAAAAAUCGCAUGUAAAAAUUAAAUUUAAAUUAAAAAAUA